AUGGCACCUUAUCGUCCCUACGAGUCCAAACUGGGCAUUGUCACCGGGGGAUCUCGAGGCAUCGGAGAGGCCGUGGUUCGGCGGCUGGCCGCCAAGGGCUGCAAUGUGCUGGUGGUCUACACGUCGGACGCAUCGACCGGCCCGACAGAUGCGCUGAUCGCUGAGCUGACGGCUGCGCAUGCCGUCCACAUGGCCGCCGUGCAGGCUGACCUCCAGAAGCCGUUUUGUGUCGACAUCCUGAUCAACAACGCCGGCGUCGCGUCCAACGAGCGGCUCGGCACCAUCGCCGCCGCCGAGUUCGAGCGUGUCUAUGCCGUCAACGUGCUGGCGCCGCUGCUGCUGACCCAGGCCGUGGCGCCACACCUGCCACAUGACCGGUCCGGCCGCAUCGUGUCCGUCUCGAGCGUCUCGUCCUCCAUUGGCUACCAGAGCCAGUCGGUCUACGCCGGCGGCAAGGCCGCGCUCGAGGCCAUGACGCGCGUCUGGAGCCGCGAGCUGGCUGAGCGUACUACCGUCAACGCCGUCAAUCCGGGCCCGGCCUGGAGUGACAUGUACGAGCGCGUCGGGCCCGCCUUCUGGGACAUCAACCAGCCAUACGUCGACGCCGCCCCGCUGGCCGCCUACCACGGCCAGCCCGCCGUGCUCGCCAUGGCUGGCUCUGACGCUCACCGCUUUGAUGCCCUCGUGCGCACGGCCAUGAACGGCCGCCGCCCCGGCUUCACCGCCGAGAUCGCCGGUACCAUCGACAUGCUCUGCUCCGAAGAGUCCGGCUGGACCACCGGCAGCGUUAUCUGUGCCAACGGCGGCAUGAAAAUGUCCAUUGCCUAG
This is a messenger RNA of Grosmannia clavigera kw1407, 828 nucleotides long. Its product is annotated as 3-oxoacyl-(acyl-carrier-protein) reductase. The record is from RefSeq and is a predicted model, not a curated record. The transcript has 3 exons. NCBI's taxonomy places the organism in Eukaryota, Fungi, Ascomycota, Sordariomycetes, Ophiostomatales, Ophiostomataceae. Gene Ontology annotation, molecular function: oxidoreductase activity, acting on the CH-OH group of donors, NAD or NADP as acceptor. The coding region runs from base 1 to 828 and encodes 275 amino acids.